Messenger RNA from Cinara cedri, 1433 nucleotides. NCBI's taxonomy places the organism in Eukaryota, Metazoa, Arthropoda, Insecta, Hemiptera, Aphididae. The record is from the annotation of a GenBank genome assembly.
GUAUACUGGUGAAAAUCACCGCAACAUAGUAUAAAGUGAGGUUGUAUGCUAAACAUACCAGGGCAUGGGGUGAUUAUACAAGUGUCAGUAUAAGCAUGUCAAUAGAUUAUUUUAUAAAAUCACUUCUCUGCCUGUGCUAUAAACGUUGUUGUAGUAUAGAAUAGUGUUUAGUUGCUCUAGUGGGGAAAGAUUGUGUUAUACCAAGCAACUAAACGAUAGUAGCAUAUUGCUUUAAGUAUGAAAAAGCAAUUAGAUAUAUCACAAUUAUUAGAAGAUUGUUUUGAGCAUUAAGUAUGAAAAAGCAAGUAUAGCUCUUUCCUUAAUAGAGCGAAUGUGAUAAAAUAUGGAUUUAGUGAAUAGAGAGGAUUGAAUGCUAGCAGCAUAUAGUUACGAUUUAAGGAAAAAGGCAAUGGAAGGGUUGGAUGAAGGAGAAAGCAGAGAGAUGGUAUAGCUAACUCAAAUAAGGUUUACUUAAUUCUUAAAAUCCAAAAGUUAUGUCCACCUAGUUUAAAGUUUUUAGCUUGGGAUGAGCUCCUUUCACAAUUCAAUUUCUGAUGAUAAUUUUGUUGUCGAUGUGCUUCUCAACUGCGGUGCUCACUUGCACUUCUCCUAAAAAUUUCUUACCAUAAGUUGAAUUUGAAAAAAGUCUAAUGAUGUGGCAACUGUUAACAAAAAUGCAUGGCAGUGGUAAUAACUUCGUCAUCAUAGAUUCACGUUUAGUAGAUAAUGUAAAUCGGGAUUAUAAAAAGAUAGCUAAUAACAGUAACUGUGAUCAAGUUAUAGUUGUCACUAAUUCCAAUGUUGCAGAUUGUUUUAUGCAUAUUUAUAAUGCUGAUGGUAGUAAAGUUGAAACGUGUGGAAAUGCAGCACGUUGUGUGGGAUAUUUGAUCAUGCUGGAAAAAGGUACUGAAUAUGCAACUAUUGAACUGAUGAAUGAACGGAUUUUAGAAUGCUUUAAAGCAGGUAAUAAAUCCAUCAAAAUCAAUAUGGGGAAACCGUCACUUAAGUGGUAUGAAAUUCCUCUAUCAACUGAAUGCGAUACUCUCCACUUACCGAUAGAACUUGGAGUAUUAAAAGAUCCAGUUGCAGUCAAUAUUGGUAAUCCUCAUAUGAUCUUUUUUGUUGAUAGUAUAGAUAAGAUACCAUUGUUAAACUUAGCACCACAGCUAGAAACCCAUAUACUAUUUCCUAAGAAAACUAAUGUCAGCAUUGCACAAAUAGACAAAUCAGGAGAAAUAAAUUUGCAGGUCUGGGAAAGGGGCACAGGUAUUACUGCAUCGUGCGGUAGUGCAGCUUGUGCAGCUUUUGUUGCAUCUGUACUACGCGGAUAUAUUACUGCUCAACAGACUUCGGUGAACUUUCUUGGAGGUAAUUUAUCUAUCGAGUGGACAGAUAAUGUAUUUAUGACUGGUGAUGUAGAAUUUAUUCAAUGA